CAGAAGGCACGCUGCUCCCCCAACCUUCUGUUUCAUCGAAUUUAAAAUAUGCUUCUUAUGCUGUCCAGCAGUUGACGAUAUCACUUCGUGAUACAACUGCACUGUGGAGGUUUUUUUUAUAUUGGCGUAAAUUCGAGCUCCAUUUCCUAAUAUUUGGAUAUAUUUAGUGGCAUUGGAGGUCUUUUUGCAGCAACAAUGGGAUGCAGGAAAAGAGCGCUGCUUUUCGGCCUUGCUUUUAUAUUCCUCGGAAUCGACCAUGUCAAUGGAGACCUGAGCUACUCUAUCCCGGAGGAGAUGAAACGUGGAUCUGUUAUUGGAAAUAUCGCUAAGGAUCUUGGUCUUGAUCUGGGGAGACUCUCUAUUCGCAAGGCCCGUAUCGAUACGGAAGAUAACAGUGCAAAGUACUGCGGUAUAAAUCUCAACACCGGAGACUUGAUUGUACAAGAACGGAUUGACAGGGAAGGGCUUUGUGCUAAAAAAGCAGCGUGUGUUCUGAAACAGGAACUUGUGUUAGAAAAUCCUUUAGAACUGCACCGUAUUAGUAUCCGCGUUCAAGACAUCAACGACAAUUCGCCGCAGUUCAAAGAGGAGUCACUUCAAUUUGAAAUACAGGAAUCAGCUAUCAAAGGUGCGCAAUUUAUGCUUGACGAGGCGCACGACGGAGACAUUGGAGAGAAUGCGGUUCAGGACUACUCACUCCAGCAGAAUGAUCAUUUUCAACUAAAUGUGAAAAUAAAAGGGGCUGGACGAAAAUAUGGUGAAUUGAUCUUAAAGAAAGAAUUAGACAGAGAGGACAAAAAAGAGCUCAUGUUAUUGCUUACAGCAUUCGAUGGAGGUUCUCCUCAGAGAUCAGGUACUGUCGUUAUACACAUCACUGUACUGGAUGCUAAUGACAACGUACCCGUGUUUAGCCAGGCCGUUUAUAAAGCAUCUCUGCCCGAAAACUCCCCUUUAGAUACACUGGUAAUCAAAGUUUGUGCUACUGAUGCAGACGAUGGGAUUCAUGGUGAAAUUACAUAUGGAUUGGAUCAUGUUUCCGAUGAAAAGCAGGUUUUCUCUCUAAAUUCUAAAACUGGCGAGGUUAAAGUGUCUGAAACUAUUGAUUAUGAAAAGGAAUCUUCGUAUGAAAUGCAGAUUAGUGCAAAAGAUGGUUUGGGAUUGGCAUCAUAUACAACAGUCCUAAUUGAAAUUUCUGAUAUGAAUGAUAACGCUCCAGUGAUAUUCAUGAAAUCUUUCACUAACCCCAUACCUGAAAAUGUGUCACCUGGUACAGAGGUGGGCAUCGUUAACGUGCAGGAUAGAGACUCUGCGGCUAACAGACAGGUCCGCUGUUCCAUUCAGCAAAAUGUCCCUUUUAAGUUGGUUUCUUCUAUUAAAAACUAUUAUUCUCUGGUGACCACAGGACAACUGGACCGUGAGCUAGAGUCUGAUUACAACAUUACGAUCACUGCCACUGACGAGGGCUCUCCACCUCUGUCCUCCUCUAAAACUGUUCAGUUGUCUGUAGCAGACAUCAACGACAACCCACCUGUGUUUGAGGAACAAUCCUACAGCGCUUAUGUGACUGAAAAUAACAAAGCUGGCUCCACUUUAUGUUCAGUUACCGCUCGAGACCCCGACUGGAGACAAAACGGUACCGUGAUUUAUUCUCUGUUACCGGGUGACGUGAACGGUGCCCCGGUGUCCUCCUAUCUGUCUGUUAACGGAGACACGGGGGUGGUCCACGCUGUGAGGUCGUUUGAUUAUGAGCAGUUCAGGAGCUUUAAAGUCCACGUGAUGGCCAGAGACAACGGGUCUCCUCCGCUCAGCAGCAACGUGACCGUCAGUGUGUUCGUAUCGGAUGUGAACGACAACUCUCCUCAGAUACUGUACCCCAACCCGGAGGGAAACUCCUUCAUGACCGAGCUGGUCCCCAAAGCUGCGCACGGUGGCUCUCUGGUGUCCAAAGUGAUCGCGGUGGACGCGGACUCCGGACAGAAUGCCUGGCUGUCCUAUCAUAUAGUCAAAUCCACUGAUCCGGGUCUUUUCACUAUCGGUCUCCACAGCGGAGAGAUCAGGACUCAGCGGGACAUUUCUGAAUCUGACAGCAUGAAGCAGAACCUCAUUGUGUCGGUGAAAGAUAACGGACAGCCCUCUCUCUCUGCCACCUGUUCCAUGUAUUUACUUAUUUCUGAUAACUUAGCUGAGGUGCCAGAACUGAAGGAUAUUUCUUAUGACGAGAAGAACUCCAAACUGACCUCUUAUCUGAUCAUCGCGCUGGUUUCCGUGUCCACCUUUUUUGUGACCUUCAUCAUCAUCAUCCUCGGUGUGAGGUUCUGUCGCAGGAGAAAGCCCAGACUGUUGUUUGAUGGAGCAGUUGCCAUCCCCAGCGCGUAUCUCCCUCCUAAUUACGCAGACGUGGACGGAACAGGGAUUUUACGCAGCACUUACAAUUAUGACGCGUACCUGACAACAGGUUCAAGAACCAGUGACUUUAAGUUCGUGUCAUCUUACAAUGACAACACUCUGCCUGCUGACCAGACUCUGAGGAAAAGUCCAUCAGACUUUGCUGAAGUGUUUGGAGAUUGUGAUGAUUCUCCCCAGUUUCACAGAUUUGAGCCACUGUGGGACCCUGCUGAAAGAUGAUCGGUUUGAUUCCUUCUUGACCACGGGGUCGUGGAGAGGCGAUUUUCGUUUUGGCUCAAGCACGGACACUG
Molecule: messenger RNA, 2696 nt
Organism: Pungitius pungitius (ninespine stickleback)
Lineage: Eukaryota; Metazoa; Chordata; Actinopteri; Perciformes; Gasterosteidae
Product: protocadherin beta-15-like
Exons: 2
Coding region: 196-2625 (809 amino acids)
Biological process (GO): homophilic cell-cell adhesion
Cellular component (GO): plasma membrane
Molecular function (GO): calcium ion binding
Source: RefSeq, a predicted model, not a curated record